Molecule: messenger RNA, 4080 nt
Organism: Ylistrum balloti
Lineage: Eukaryota; Metazoa; Mollusca; Bivalvia; Pectinida; Pectinidae
Product: NACHT domain- and WD repeat-containing protein 1-like
Exons: 22
Molecular function (GO): protein binding; ATP hydrolysis activity
Source: RefSeq, a predicted model, not a curated record
AUGUACCGACAGUAUCUGUAUCAGCUGUCACUUUUAUCAGGUGUUAACGCCAGGGUUGAAAGUGACAGAGAGAAGAAUGAAUCGACUACGACAGAGACGCAGGCAUUGGUUAAUAACACCAAGUCGUCCCCACCAGUUGGCAUCCCACCCCCUCCGCAACCUCCUCCACUGCCACCUCCUUCUCCACCCUACCCUGGAACUUCAGAAGAACCGAUUUUGGAUACUUCAGAGGAGACAAAUCUACCCCAAGUGCACCUGUCUCUCCUAGGGGACACCACCAUGUCUGUAGGAACACUGGCAAAGAUUGUCAGAAUCUUUACCAGUAGUACAUUUACAGACACAAAAUUUGAGAGAAAUACAUGGAUGAGUGAUGCCUAUCCACGUGUGAAGGCUUUCUGUCAGGAACGAGGCUAUGAGUUUCAGGUGGUGGACAUGAGGUGGGGGGUACGAGAUGAAGCUUCAGAUGACCACAGCACAACAGACCUCUGUCUCCGGGAACUGGAAAUGUGCCAGAAACUCUCCACUGGGCCAAAUUUUGUGUCUUUGCUAUCUCACAAAUAUGGAUACCGGUCUCUGCCAAAAAGUAUAGAAGCAGAAGAAUUUGACAAAAUAUUUGCUGCUGUGAAAUCAAGUGUAGCCAAAAACUUGUUGAGCAAGUGGUACCUGAGAGACACUAAUGCUGUACCACCUGUAUACCUACUGUCCUCAAUCAGCAAGCAUCUCCCUGACUCUGUCAGUCCGGACAAGGAUGUUAGCAAGAAGGCGAAGCAGAUUUGGUGGGACGAGAGCGAUGCCAUGCAGGAGGCUUUAAAAACAGCAGCAGAGGAAGUAUUAGGGGAGGAAGAGGCCAAAAAAUAUGUCAUCUCUGUUACUGAGAAGGAGAUCCAGAUGGGGCUGUUAUCUGUUGAUAAAGCUGAAGUAGAGAGUGGCUGUGCAUGGUUUAGGAGGAAUAUCAAGGAUAUCAAUUUGGUGGAACCCAGCUAUCAGUUAUCAAGAUAUAUGGAAUGUUUGGGAAAUGAGGAGACGGUGAAACUGGCACAAGGACUUCUGACAGAUCUAAAAGAUAAGAAGAUGUCAGCCCAUUUACCAAGCCACAACAUCCUCACUUACUCAGUUCCAUGGACAGAAAAAGGUCAGUCAUAUUAUAUAUCCUGAUCUUGAUGAAAUUCAGGUAUAAAUCCAGAGCUGUUAGAUCAUCAGAAAUAUCUGAAAGAAAUGUCUGAAGACUUUGUCCAGAAAAUGAUGUCUAUGAUUACAAAGGGUAUAUCAGACCGAUCACCAUCAGACAGCAAUGAUCCUCUUGAGGCUGAGUGCCUACAGCAUAUCCACUUCUGUCAGGGGAAAUGUGAAAACUUCCAUGGAAGGGAGGCCACUCUUGAGGAGAUUCAAUCAUAUCUGACAAACUCAAGUCGGGUUCCACUGGUAAUACAUGGACAAUCUGGAUGUGGUAAAACCUCUAUCCUGGCUAAAGUAGCAUCUCUUGUGCCAAGCUCCUACACUGACGACCCAAGUAAACCUGCUGUGAUUAUCAGAUUUAUUGGGACAACUCCUGACAGUUCUAACAUCAUGAGUCUACUCACAAGCAUUAUCCAACAAAUCUACGCUCUCUAUGACAUCCACACAAAAAUCCCGGAGGUAGGAUCAGAUAUCAAACCACUGGUUAAGAUGUUUAAAUUUGCGUUGACCUUGGCUAAAAAUGUCCGACCUCUUGUGAUUCUUCUGGAUUCCCUCGACCAGCUCGAUCCAUCAAACAAGAGUCGUAGUCUGAAUUGGCUUCCAGCCCGUCUUCCUGCCAACGUUAAAAUCAUCGUCUCCACUUUGGAAGAUGCUGUGUAUGAAUGUUUCCCUGCUCUACAGCAAAAACUCAAGAAAGCAUCAACAAAUUUUGUAGCAGUCCCUGUUCUUGGCAAGGACGAUGUGAACAGUAUCAUCAGCAGCUGGCUGGAUGCUAAUAAACGUACACUGACUGUGAAUCAGAGAGAAACAGUAAUCAAUGCAUUUGACAUUUGUCCUAUUCCUCUGUUUCUCAAGUUGUCGUUUGACCAGGCUUGUAAAUGGAACUCAUUUUCCCCACCAGAUGAUGUGAGGCUGCAGUCUACCAUUAGAGACAGCAUUGACCUUCUGUUCUCCCAACUUGAGGUCAAACAUGGCAAAAUCUUGGUCUCUGAUGCUCUUGGAUAUUUAACUACAGCCACCAAUGGCCUGUCAGAGUCAGAGUUAGAAGAUAUUCUGUCCUGUGAUGAUGUUGUCCUUAAUGACGUAUACGUUUACUGGACGCCUCCCAUCCGUCGACUUCCACCUCUGCUCCUGGUACGACUGAGGACAGACUUGCAAGAGUAUAUAGUGGAGAGAGGAGCUGAUGGCAUUCGUGUACUGUACUGGUACCACCGACAGUUUAUAGAGGCAGCAAGGGAGCGUUACUGUGGAGAUACAGUCAUACAAAACCUUCACCAAGGUCUGGCAGAGUUCUUUAGUGGAAAGUGGAGCAAUGGAAGUAAGAAGCCAUUUACUGACAGAUCAGGUAAUGCUGGGUUGGAGGACCGUCACUCCUCAGUUCAGCCAUUAAGACAUGGAGACAAGUACAAUUUGAGGAAACUUAACAAUCUUCCCUUCCACCUGACCAUGGCCAGAAAUCUGGAGGACCUUAAAGAACUCUGCUUAUUGCGCAUAGAUUUCCUACAAGCCAAGAUGUUGUCUUCCUCCCUCAGGAGUUUAAUGUCAGACAUACACCUAGCUCGGAAGGAGUUUCCGGAAGACUAUGCUAUCAACACCCUCCAUGACGGCAUCCAACUUUCCAUGCAGGCUUUAGUGUAUGAUCCACAGCAGUUGGACUUACAGCUCCGCGACAGGCUUGCUGGUGACCAGGAUGAAGGACUAGUGAAGCUAUGUGAGCAGUGCAAACACAUUUCUAGACCACACUUACUGCCUGACCAAGAGAUAUUGACUAAACCAGGUGGUCAGUUAGUCUACAUGCUGUCUGACCACACAGCAGAGGUAUCUGAUAUGGACAUUAGCAGGGAUGGCAAGACCAUUGUCACAUGUGCUGAUGAUGAGGAUCAGAGUGUUAAGAUAUGGAAUUUAGAGGAUGGAACUUUGAUCAAGUCUUUCAACAAGCUAGGUAAAACCCCUUCAAAGGUGCGAUUCAUGGUCAACGAUUCACUCAUCCUGGCUGAAUACGAGGGAGGCAAAGUGAAAGCAAUCCAGCUCACAGGUGAAGUGGCCUAUACAUUGCCUAAUGUGACUGAAUACUGGGUCGGAGGGCAGGAGAAAGAUAUACUCAUUAAACUGAAGGAUGAUGCCGCUGUUUUGUAUAACGCCCUCACAGGGGACAGAAAGUCAAGGGUGAAGACAAAGGGCAAGCGUUUGUUUGCAGAUGGUGUUGAUAAUCUGGUACAUGGAUCUGGACGCUAUAUGGUGGUUGUUGAUGUAGAACUAUACAAAGUGUCCUUGCUUGAUCUUGAGAAAGAAGAGUUUUCACAUUGGAUUGAAGUGUUCAAAAAACCUCCAGUUGGUGCAGAUUUACCAAACUUGAGUGUAGACAUGGUGUGUGUCUCACCAGACGAGAAAAGUUUUGUUGUUACAAGCAUAAUAGAUGGGGACUUUAUAUUCUACAGCACAGAAACACUCCAGAAGACCAGAGUCAUGAAAGGAAAUACAGAUGAUAUUGGACAGUCGUUAGGUUUCACUCCCGACUGUAAAUGGCUAUUCUUCUCCAAUCACAACAAUGUCAUAGUGUACAACCUUGAGACAGAGGAGAGACAAAAGACCCUUCCUCACCUAUCUGCUGUCAGGAAGGUCAUGUGUGCUUCAUGGAAGAUUUUGGUUACUCUGUCUGAGGAAGACAAUUCCGUACGUGUCUGGGACAUGACACGGCCAGAAAAGCUAAAAAUGGCUGACAGAACAGCUCUGGGCAUAUCAUGCAGUUGUUAUUGCACUCUGCCAAACCCGCGAUUUUUCGCCAUGGUGGUACGCACUAAAAAUGAAGACUACAAAGUUGGUGCUAUCCUGGUGUAUGAUUUUGUGACUCGGAAGGUCGUACGUCAUGGAACGUUGAAAACAAUAAAAGUAUUGGAUCUAUGA